This is a messenger RNA of Spodoptera exigua (beet armyworm), 1141 nucleotides long. The record is from the annotation of a GenBank genome assembly. Lineage: Eukaryota; Metazoa; Arthropoda; Insecta; Lepidoptera; Noctuidae.
CUUGUGAAUGUAUAAUGAUUUGAGCCGCAGUUGUGCUUUGUCACUGUGUCGCGUUCAUCGAUUACGGUUGCCUGCUAGCAAUAUUUCCAAGAUGGUGGAAGUGAAGGAAGCUGCCCCAGCGGCCGAAGAGCAGAAGCUCAGCAAGAGUCGGGAAGCAAACUGGCCAGCGGUUCUAUUCUUCAUACACAUACAUCUGCUGUCUCUUUACGGAACAUACCUGUUGCUCUUCGAAGUCAAAAUGAUGACACUGCUGUUUUUUAUUCUUUUGACGUCUGUGGCAUUAUUGGGGAUGACGACUGGAGCGCAUAGGUUGUGGGCACACCAAGCUUACCAGGCUAGCACAGGACUGAAGAUCACACUCAUGCUGUUCCAAACUUUAGCUGGAAUUGGUUCCAUAUACGACUGGGUGAAAUACCACAGAUUCCACCACGCUCACUUUGCCACUGACGUUGAUCCCUACGACUACAACCAGGGAUUCAUUCACUCACACUUACUGACACGUCUGAGAAAACUGAGCCCUCACCAAGAGAAGUUGAUGCAAUCGAUUGAUAUGUCUGACCUUGAAAAAGAUUCCGUCGUUAUGUUCCAAAAGAGAUUAUACUGGGUUCUGUACGCUAUAAUCUUUGCACUGCUGCCACUGAAUGCUCCUCUCGAGUACUGGGAUGACACCAUCCUAAGUUCAGCAUUCGUUAUCGGAUUCCUUCGUUACCUAGUCGUUCUUCAUGGAUCCUGGUUGAUCGAGAGCGCGAUAUGUGUUUGGGGAUUGAAGCCUGGUGAAAAAUCACCUCCUGACACGAACGCAGUAUUUAUUUUGACGAAGACAUUCUGGCCUCACUACCACUACCUGGUGCCAUACGAUUACAAAUCCGGAGAAUACGGAACUUAUGAUUCUGGUUGUUCCACGGCGUUCAUUCGUGUAUGGGCAGCACUUGGCCUAGCCACCAAACUACGAACAGUUGAGACAGUAACUAUCCAGAAGGCCUUAGCUGAGUCUGCGAGGACCAAAAAGGACCUAAAGGCCUGCAUAGAUGCAGCUGUCAACAACCAAAAGCUACCUGAAGAACAUUAUCUUAAGAGAGCUUAAUGUUACGUUGUAAUUAGUUUUAUUUAGGUUUAUUUUAUGGUAAUAUAAUACAUUUUU